AUGUCAGCAGAGCACCACUUGUGCCAGACCGACACGACCGAGGAGGGUGUCUAUGCUCGGUCUCCCCUCACGACAACGGAGGAGUCAACGCAGCUCGUGCCCGGCAGUCGCUUCCUGAGCACAACGGAGUUCAAGCGCAUCUACCUCGGCCGUGGCGCCGGCGGUGAUGCAUCGACGGCUGCGACCGCACGUCGCUCCAGCUCGUCCCCACCCGGCACCUUCGCAAAGCGUGCGCAUCUGUCUUCCCUUUUGACAAGCUGUGCCCCAUGGGGCUCACAUGUCGGACCAUCUCCCCAUGUCAUUCGUGCUCCGCGCAAGCCCGCCACCGACGCUGCUGAACGUUUCCAUAGAAAAGGCGACGGCCUAGGGACAGCGCGUCAGCUCUGGUAUUUGUACGGCGGUGCGGGUAGCAGUAUACAUGCCCCGACAGGGUCUGAAACGCACAAGUCCUCGCCUCGACGAACAACGGUACCACGACCCUCCGCGGAUGGGCACAGACCAUAUGGCGCGCAAACGCUAAGGAGCGAAGCACCACAGGUCGUUGCGCCACCUGCACUGUACUCGACACACAAGCCGCUGCCGCACCAGCUGCGCUCGCGCGUGCACUCGGCCCGCUGUGCCACGUCGCCGUCACUGAAGACGAGGUGCGGCGCGGAGCCCCUUUCUCGUACCCAGCUGCGUACAGAGGAUGCAUGGCUCGCACUGACGCGUGAGCUGAUGAAUAAGAAAAGUGAGGUGCAGAACCUUCAACAGCAGCUGCAGCACGCGCACGUCCUGCUACGCUCUCUGCACGGCAUCACUGAGAGCACCGUCGACGAGGGCGAUGACGCUGCUGAUGCGGACGCUGUCGAGGUUUUUGACACGGCAGCCGCUGUGGCCACAAGCAGCAAGUCGACGGGUGGCAGUGCGCCGGAGGUGGGUCCCUCCUCAGUGUUGCCCCGUCCGAGAGAGUACUGGCAGCGACGUGCCUACUUUUUAAUGAAGCACAACGAGGAGCUGCAAGCGGAGUCUGACCGGCUGCGCCGCGACUCGCGCGGUAGCAAAGUGCAAGCUUUGCUGCAAGAGCUCAAGUCGCUGCGUGGAGAGCUUAGUCGGUAUCGGAGACUGACCGGCGUCGCAGCUUCGUCGUCGCCUUCUGCCAAAGAACUGGCAUCAGGGUCUGGUGGCUCAGAAGGUGACCUAGGCAUACCUCAGCACGACGACGGAAAGCCGGCAAGCAGUCCUCUGGCACCGCGGCUAACUCAUCGGGGUGGUGCGGCGUCGUCGUCUCUCGAACCCGCCGUCGAUGAUGUGAUUCUCCGCCAGAAGGACGACACCAUCCGCGGGCUGCAAGAGCGCCUUCACCUGCUGACACAGCAGUACGAACAGACUGAUACGAAGCUCAUAGAGACAACGCGACAACUGGAGGAUAUGAGGCGCCGCCACUGCGUCAUGCAGGUGGAGUGGAAGGCGCUGGUGGGGCUCCCGCAGGAACUCGCUCGCACGCAACAGCAGUUAAGCGUCGCCCAGGAGCGCGUCCUCGACCGUGACCGGGAAGUGGAGGCCUUUCACCAGUUGUUCGACACUCAGUCGUCGCCCGCCACGCUGCGCGCCAUAAUUGACGAGCGUGACCACCUCGUGGAGCUUCUGCAGCAGAGCCACGAAAGCGAGGCAACCUUGCGUGACGAAAUGAAGGCGGCCCAGCAACAGGCGGUGCGAGCCAUGAAGGAAAAGUAUCAGGAGCAGUGCGCGGAGCAGCGUGCCAUGGCACGCGAUCGCGAGGCGCAGCAGGAAGAGACAAUACAGAAACUGCGGAAGCGAUUCACCGCCCUUGAGGACGUGCUGGAGGCUCAGAGAGAAGCAUACGAGGGACAACUGGCGGAGUACGCGGAGGAGCGUGAGGCGGAGCUGACAACGCGGCUUCUCGAAUCGCUGCGGCGGCCCGAGGCUGCAAUGGAGAGUAUUGCCUUAUCCGCGCCCCGCUCACUUAGUACAGCUGCGUCGGUGAGGCCCACGUUGCCAGACGGGCAGCCACCCACGACUGGUGCAUCCCGUCUUUCGGCAUGCGAGGCGUCACUACGGCCGACGUCGGCAAGUGCCUCGGCAUCGCUACGUUGUCCAAGCGCCGAACACACACAGACAGAUCCGAUGCUGCGGACAGCCAGUUUCUUCGAGAGUGUAACGUUGCCCUGCAGCGCGGGAGGCGUCGCCACUGAAACAGCUGUGCAGGACGAUGACGCCUUUCCCGCCGAGAGCGGCACGGGAACGUUCACACCGUCUUCCAUGUCGGAUUCAACACACAGCAACUCCAGCUAUGACUCUCUAUCGGGCGACAGUGAAGACGACGUGACGCUGCUUUCCUCUGCGUCGGCGCGUCCAUCACGUAGGCUCAUCGGUGGAUCGACUUCUUCCACGACACGGACACGUGGCGGUGAGCGUGUGUGCGACGCCACAGUGCGCAAUGAUCUCGUGGACGACUGCGCUGCUGCUGCUGCGACAGACGAAGCGAGGGUUACAGCGGCCUCCUCGAGCUCCACGGACGACUUCAGCGACGGCGAAGGUAGCCAUAGAGAUGACGAAACAGUAGAGAAGGCCAGCGGACCAGACUCAAGCUCCUCCGUCAUCUCCUCGGCAGACUCUUCCCUCCUGCUCACUUCCGGCGCCGAGGGCGCGGCCAAGCAGCAGCAGUCUGUCACCAACAAGACUAAUGCCGCCCCCGCCAACUCCCACAGAUACGUCAUCGAUCUCCCCGCACCGCCGAUCGCCGUUGUUUCUCCAGUUUCGAUCCUUAUCAACCGCACCACCAUGACCGGCCCCCUGUUCUCCUCCAGUGUGCGGGCCGUGGUGCACUCGCCUGACAUCAGCUCCCGGAGGACAGCGUCGAUCGCAGACCUCACCUACACAGAGCAGACGCUGCCAGACAUCAGCGAAACCAAGAUCAGCGACUCAUUCUCGGCAUCUUCCUCAACCUCUUCCGCGUUGAACUCACCGCACUCCGGGGGGGACGAUGGUGACCAAGGUCACCAUGCAAAUUCCAACCGGAGCGAGCCACCCGGUGGGCCGCUGCAGCAGAUGGAAAAGGUCGGCGUGGCGAAGUUCAACAGCAACACCAUCUCUGGGUCAGCAGCGCUGGUGGAGGCUGCCACGCGGCGGAUGCCGCCUCUCCCCGAUUCCAAUGUCGUUGGGCCGCUCCCAACAUUCCCUGUGCGGCAGCAGCCGCCUGAGUUGGAGGAAGCGGUCGCGGCGGCUCCGUUCGCGGCGGUGUCGCGCGCAGAUGAACGCCGAUCUUCCCUUUCACUCCUGUCUUCCCGCGGUGCCAACGCGCUGACGAGCUUGCACCCAAGGGACGGUGUGCCGAUGCCGUCCCCCGUUGCUCUUACUCCAGCUGUUGCCUCGAAUUUGUACCCGCAGCGACGCAGCAGCUCGUUUGCGACGGGCGUCUGCAACGACGAUGACUUCGGCGGCAGUGGUGCAGAGAUGAGUAGAGGUGGGGUGAACUCCCACAUGCUCAGCAACGACCACAGCACAACCGCCGAUCUCACCAACCAGUACUCAGGUGACACCUCUUUUGAUUUUGUGGGGGCCCUUGCGGAGCGUCACUGCCUGGAGGACAUGCAGAACGCAUUUUCAUCUCGGCAGUCGUCGACGGACACGGCGAAAAUUGGCGGCGACGUCGACGGUGAGGCGUCUGCCUUCCCCACGGAGGGGUCUGGGAACACCAACAGUGGCCAGUGUGCUGUGAUGGGGACAGGGGCGGUGGGGCUGCGCAAGACCCCAUCCCCUUUUGGCUCCGAUGUCUUGGAAGCAAGCAAGCCCGUUCUCUCCACAAGCCAUCAGAGCUGCAACGAAAAGGACACGGGAACAAGGGCAGCCACUGCAAGUGCCUCGCGGCAAGGCGAGGAUAGGGCGUCAGGCGACAGCGGUAGUGCGGACUUUAUGGAGGUGCCCUCCCCGGACGAUGACGAAGACAUGACCUCCAGCAUCUCUGCCGAGCGCGUCACUGCCGGGACGCGUGAACGGGAGGAGUCGGCCCUUGCAGAUGCGCUGCCAUGCACUGGCCCCACCGGCGGCAGCGGUCGUAGCAGGGUACCAAGUGAGGAUACUUUAGCGGCAAAGAACCCAAUGCCGGAGACGACGAUGCAAAGCAACCUUGCUGUCGAUGCUGCCCGGGGCGCCCCCUCUUCUCCCAUGGCGAUUGCCUCGUCACACGGGAGCUAUGACGACCUCAUUCCAAGCCCGAAGACGCCCCCGCCGGAGGAGCAAGCAGUAUCGUCUUUUGACUUUGAGGACGUGGGCAGAGCGACGUUGCAGGCCAAGGAUGUCGAAUCCGCCGCGCCACCUGCUGCCGCCGCCAUUACGGAUGCGAUUGCUGCGCCAUCUCUUGUGCCUCUUCCGCCGAGAGUGUCGGUGCCUGCGCCGCCUUCCACCUGGGCACCUCAGCCGUAG
This is a messenger RNA of Leishmania mexicana MHOM/GT/2001/U1103, 4425 nucleotides long. Its product is annotated as putative flagellum transition zone component. The coding region runs from base 1 to 4425 and encodes 1474 amino acids. The transcript has a single exon. NCBI's taxonomy places the organism in Eukaryota, Euglenozoa, Kinetoplastea, Trypanosomatida, Trypanosomatidae. The record is from RefSeq and is a predicted model, not a curated record.